Monopterus albus (swamp eel) is the source of this 4070-nucleotide messenger RNA. RefSeq names its product MYB binding protein (P160) 1a (gene mybbp1a). The transcript is spliced from 27 exons. Gene Ontology annotation, biological process: regulation of DNA-templated transcription. NCBI's taxonomy places the organism in Eukaryota, Metazoa, Chordata, Actinopteri, Synbranchiformes, Synbranchidae. Gene Ontology annotation, molecular function: sequence-specific DNA binding; RNA binding; transcription factor binding. The coding region runs from base 6 to 3812 and encodes 1268 amino acids. Gene Ontology annotation, cellular component: nucleolus. The record is from RefSeq and is a predicted model, not a curated record.
GAGAGAUGGUGGAGCUCUCGGUGAAAGCGCCAGAGACCGGCCGACCGACCGGGGUCCUGCAGCAGAACCGCGUCUUUCUCGACUUCUUCUGGGACUUGGCCAAACCGGACCAGGAGGUUCGGCUGAAGGCGGUGGAAAACCUCAUCCAGUACCUGAAAACCCACAACAAGGCAGAUGAACUGGAAUAUACCUUUAAAAGGCUGGUGGAUGGACUGGCUCAUACACGAGAGACUGCCAGACCUGGUUUCAGCCUGGCUCUGGGACAGGUCUUAAGUGCCUUUGAAGACGUCACUCUGCAGAGUGUACUCAACAGAAUCAAAGAAAAGCACAACUUGCAGACUGUGAAAAAGAAACUUGUCAGAAAUGCUAUGUUUGGAAACUUGUUUGGCGUCCUCGCCCUUCAUCAGUCCAGUCGCCUUUCUAAAGAGCCGCAGGUGGUGUUGGGAUGUGUCCAGCUCCUCCAGAGCCUCAGCCAGCACAGACAGCACCUGAAGGACCUGCCCAUGAAGACCAUGAUGGACAUCCUCACUGAGGUCCCAGAGGAGGUGUUUGAGGAGGUCCUUCUGGGCGCUCUGCAAACUGACCUGGUAUCAGCCUUCAGGACUCCAGAGCAGCUGCAGCUGCUACUGGUAGCUCUGCAGCGCUUCCCACAAACUCUCAAACCCAAGAAACUCAAGAAGUUGCUGGGCUCCUCAACUAUCAUCACCACUGACAACAUCCCCAAGUUGACGGAGGUGUUGAAGAUGGCGGCCCGCUCGGUGAAGAAGGAGUGUGUCCUCCCAGUGGUGGCCCUGGACCUGCUGAAGCUAUGUCUGAAAGAAGACAGUUUCCAGCUGUUCUGGAAUGCAGCCAUCAUCAGUGGCUUGUUAAAGGAGCCGCCGGGGCCGACUCAUUACCUGAGCUUUCGUCUGCUGGGCAGUGCCCUGCCGCUUCUGUCUGUAGCCCAGCUGAAGGAGGUGCUGUCUGGAGAGGUUAUGAUGCACUACGGCAAGCACGUUCUGUCCGCUCAGAAAUCAGAUCGCUUCAAGCUGGCUCCAGAGAUGGACACAUAUGUGUCGGACUUCUUGCAAGGCUGCCAGGACUCGGACAAACAGCUGGUUGUGAUGGUGGGCUUCUCCUCGCUGUCCAACCAGGGCUACCCUGUGGUGCCGUCAGUGUGGAAGGUGGUGCAGCACCUUCAGCCUGCAGCUCUGCAGAACUAUGUGGAGUGGCUGAAGAACAUGUUCCUGCAACCUCAGAUGGACAAGCUGCUGGACUUCAGCACUCGCAAGCAGAAAGACAGUCAGGAAAAACGGGAACAGAGGGAGAACUCCAUAUUUCGCCUGAGGAAGUGGCUUGUUGCUCGGCUUGCCUCGAUCAUUGACAACCACCAGGUGAAGAAGCAGGAGGGUUUUAUCAUGGAUGUGGCCAGGUUUGUCUUUUUCCACGCUUUCUUCAGUGCCAAGAAGUCCUCAGAUGACAUCGCAGAGACCAAGGGGAAGCUUUCAGCCCCACUAGAUGAUAGAACAAGAGGAGUGCUUAUCAAUUCUUUCUUUGGACUCCUCCUAUCCAUGCAUCACCUGCCGCUCAAUGAGGACUUGGCCGAAAGUGCAGCUGUCAGCCACAAGCGAGCGCUGGGUGUGACAGCUGAUGGCACCUUGUGGAUCUACCACCUGGUCCAGUAUGCCCAGGUCCUACUUAGCCAACCAAAAUAUGUCCAGAGCAACAAACCCUUCAGUCCUGAGCAGCGGCAGGCCUGGGACAGCAUGUUGGAGUCUGUGGCAAAUCUGAGGAAAAAAGCAAAGAAAGGCCAAACGACAGAGAACGACACAUUCCAGCAGCUCUUCCUAUUAGUCGGCAUGCACCUCUUCAAGGCGCCUGAAGAGCUGCUGGACAUCAUGAAGGACCUGCAGAGCUGUGUGGACAAAGCCCGGGAGAAGAAGGUCACGAAAAAGAAGAAGAAACAAGCCACUGAGCAGGGGGAGGAGCCUGAGUGGGUGGAGGUGAUGGUGGACAUCUUGUUGUCUCUGCUGUCCCAGCCAAGCCGACAUAUCAGACAGGUCUGCAAAACUGUCUUCUCCUCCAUCUGCCCCCAUGUUACUGCUGCAGCCCUCACCGCCAUCUUGGAUGUUCUGAACCCAGAGAAGGAUGACGAGGAGGACAGCGUUGUGGUCGUCACUGACGACAGCAACGCUAACAAACCGCACAGGGAGAUGCCAAAGGAGGAAGAUGACGAGGAACACGAUGAGGAAAUGGAGGAGGACAAAUCUGAUGAGGCAGAUGAUGACUCUGACGAGGAUGAAGAUGAUGAAGCAGCGGAGGAAGAGAACGAGGAACAGGUGGACCAAAACUUCCGUUUAGAGCUGAUGAAGGUGUUGCAGCAGCAGAAUGCUUUGGCCACAGAGGAGGAUGGCAGCAGUGAUGAAGAUCUGGAUGAUGAAGCCAUGAUGAAGCUGGAUAAGAAGCUGUCAGCAUUGUUCACAGAGCAGAAGAAAAAGACCCAGGCCAAGAAGGAUGAGAAGGCAAAGCUACAGAAAGAGAAGGCACUGGUCCGAGACUUUAAGAUCAAGGUAUUGGACCUCGUCGAGGUUUUUGUAGCCCGACAGGCUGGCAGUCCUCUCGUGUUGUGUUUGGUGGAGCCUCUGCUCACCAUCAUCAACAGAGGAAUGAGCUCAGACAGCGACCAGCAGGAGCAAGACUUCCUCCGCCGAACUGCAGACAUCUUCAGGAACCAGCUGUGUAGGUCCAAGGUUUACUGCAGGGCUGUUGGUGACAGGCAGGGGGAGCUCCACGACCUGCUGGACAAACUGAUGGCUAAAGCCCAGAAACUGUCAGACUCCUCAGUCUGCCUCUACUACUUCAGUGCAUCUCUGUACGUGGUGAAAGUCCUGCGAGGAGCUCCUCCUGCUCAGACCAAAGAGGAACAGGCAGCUGAGAAAGCUGCAGCCAACGACCUGAGAUUCAUGGGGGAUGUGGAUGUGGAUCGGGUCUCCACCCUCUUCAGAGAGGCUCUGACCUCCUUCCUGAGCCGGAGGAAGAGCCCUCUGACUGCUCAGAUGUUCACUGACUUGUUCACCAGAUUCCCUGUUUUGUGUGUGAAUCUGUUGGAUACCGCAGUGCAUCACAUCACAUCUGGGGUCAGAGAACACCAGCAGGGCCAAGCGUGUGUGUUGGUGUUGCGCGCGAUGCAAAGCGGGGAGGUCCAGCGGCUGCUGAGUAACGCUCAGUGGACAGAGCUCUGUGUGAAGGUCACAGGUCAGCUGGCAGCGAGUCUUCAGCAGGUUGGCCAAACAGAAAGCAAGGCAGUGAAGGAGAAGGUUGUGAAAACCCUGGAGCUCUGUCACUUCCUGAUCAAGCUUGUCCACCAGAAGAAACUCUCUGUGGACCUGGAGCCCCUUCAGACGGUCCUGCAGUCCCUGACCAGCACCAUCACUUUCAAGAAGACUGGCAAGUUGGAAGACACCUACUGGGCUGUGAUGAAACUCUUUGGAGUCAUAAAACCCAAAGUUGAAAAGGCAACAUCUGACAAGGAGGCCGUGCAACAGCCAGUCCCCAAGAAGAAGAAGGGCUUUCUGCCUGAAUCCAAAAAGCGUAAAAAGCGCCAGAAGCCUGUUUUGGAACCAGCAGCAGACAACUCAACCUCUACAGACAAACCAUGGGCAGGAAAAGGGCGUGACAAAAAGAAACACGACAAAGCUAAACACAAACGACCAGCUGACAGUGCAACAGCUUCUCAGCCCAGCCCUGCUAAGAAGAGCAGGACGCAGUCUCAGAGCAAGCCAGUGAAGAAGAAGAAACCCAAACAGAAGAAAGAGGGAGGAGGGCAGAUGUAAUGACAGACUUGCUAUUUAAACAGACUGAAAGAAGCUUUUCUCAACGUUCUUUUCAAACAGCUGUUUUUGUCUGUUCAUUUUUUUACUGUCCAUUCAGUAUUGGCAAUAUAUUGGCACAUUUCAACAGGUUGUCCCAUAGUGAAACCUUCAGAUGUGUGGGAAGUAAAAAUAUUUUUCUAAUCUAGGAUUGCUAUGAAUUUUAAAAAGACUGUCUAUAACAAUAAAUUCAUUUCUUCCCAGAAAUCUGACAGCCCUUCU